Rhea pennata is the source of this 1982-nucleotide messenger RNA. RefSeq names its product glycerol kinase 5 (gene GK5). Gene Ontology annotation, molecular function: phosphotransferase activity, alcohol group as acceptor; kinase activity. Bases 1 to 1563 code for a protein of 520 amino acids. Gene Ontology annotation, biological process: glycerol metabolic process; triglyceride metabolic process; phosphorylation. The transcript has 16 exons. The record is from RefSeq and is a predicted model, not a curated record. Gene Ontology annotation, cellular component: mitochondrion. Lineage: Eukaryota; Metazoa; Chordata; Aves; Rheiformes; Rheidae.
AUGCCGUGCGAGCAGCAGGAGAGCGGCGCUGCCGCCGCCGCCGCCGCCCUCUUCGUGGUCGGGGUGGACGUGGGCAGCACGGUGCUCAAGUGCCACGUAUACGACCGGGCGGCCGCCGUCAGGGGCUCCAGCUAUCGCAAGCUAGAGUCACUUUAUCCUCGCCCUGGCUGGGUUGAAUUGGAUCCUGAAGUUCUUUGGAAUCAAUUUAUUAGUGCAGUAAAGGAGGCUGUUCAAGUUGCAGGACUUCACAUGAGGCAAAUUGCUGGUCUUGGCAUCUCAACACAGAGGUCAACUUUCAUUACAUGGCACAAGAGGACAGGGAAACCUUUUCAUAAUUUUAUAAGCUGGCAAGACUUGAGAUGUGCUGAACUUGCAAAUUCCUGGAAUAGAUCCCUUUUGCUGAAGGUAAUCCAUAUUAUUUUUACAGUGCUUCAUUUCCUGACUAGGAAUGAUCGAUACUUGGCUCCAAGUUCUUUUACUUUUUCAGCAAAACAGGCUUCUUUGAAGUUGUCAUGGGUUUUUAAAAACAUACAUGAGGCUGAAGAAGCUGCCAGAAAAAAUAACUGCUGCUUUGGAACAGUUGACACAUGGUUACUACAUAGGCUGACUAAAGGUUCUGUAUAUGCUACAGAUUACUCAAAUGCCAGUUCUACAGGUGUUUUUGAACCAUUUACGAAAAGUUGGAACCCCACUUUGUCUAGGUUACUUUCCAUACCAAUGUCUGUUUAUCCUCCAGUGAAAGACACAAGCUUCAACUUUGGAUCGUCUGACUCCGAAAUAUUUGGGGUACCUAUUCCAAUACUGGCAUUGGUAGCUGACCAGCAGGCAGCCAUGUUUGGAGAAUGCUGCUUUCACCCUGGGGAUGUUAAACUGACUAUGGGAACAGGUGCUUUUUGGAAUGUCAAUACUGGGGGAAAUCUCUUUUCAUCACGGAGAGGCUUGUAUCCGCUGAUUGGUUGGAAGAUUGGGGAAGAAGUUGUUUAUUUGACUGAAGGCUCUAUAUCAAGCAUUGGCACUGCCAUAAAAUGGGCACAGGAAAUCAAUCUUUUCACCAAUGUAGAUGAAACAGCAAAAAUGUCACGGAGUAUUGUUGAUUCUCAAGGCGUUUGUUUUGUUCCAAGUUUUCAGGUUUCUGUGAAUGAUUCAUAUCUAUGUGCCUCUUUCCUGGGGCUGAAACCUACUACUACCAGAAACCAUCUUGUACGUGCUAUAUUGGAAUCUGUAGCUUUCAGAAACAAACAGCUUUAUGAUAUCAUUGUGAAAAGGGUACACAUUCCUCUCCGAACUAUUCGAGCUGAUGGCGGUGUCAGUAAUAAUAGCUUUGUCAUGCAGAUGACUUCUGAUUUGAUUAAUAAGAAAAUAGAAAAGCCUAUAAUUGCAGAUAUGUCUAGCCUUGGAGCAGCUUUUCUAGCAGGCCUUGCAUCAGGAUUGUGGACUGACAAAGAACAACUAAAGAAGCUGAGGCAAAUAGAAGCUGUUUUUGAGCCCCAGAAGGGCUCAGAGGAAUACAAACCAGCUCUGGAUGCCUGGACACAAGCAAUGCAACGCACUGCACACUGGUAGAAAAAGACAUUUUAAUGGUGGAAAAAUCCAAGUGUUCAAAUUAAUAUUUACUAAACCUUGAAGUUAACAGGACAGUAAAAAAUGAAAUUUGUGAUGGCAUGUAUACAUAAAAUUAUACGGUACUUCAGUAAACCCUCCCCCCCCCAUUGCUAGAUUACUUACCACUCUAUAAUGAACCCCUGUAUCCUCCUCAUGACAGCUGUAGUCCAGCUGCAGCAUUUGUGUCCCUUCAGUGACCUCCUUUGGGUGGCCCAGCUGCUUGAAUCCUAUGACCAUGUACUAGAGAUGGGGAGGUUUUUCCUGUGAUGGGUUUUCUACUGAGGAACUCACCUCCCUUUCUGAUCUUUAAAAGCUUUGAUAUGUUAAUUGUCAAGAAUGUCAAAAAGCACAUAAACUUUUUUUAAGCUUUUCUAAGAAAA